CUCCAAAUGUGUGCGGCUGCGGCUUGGACUGGGAUCAAUGAAUGCUGAUGGACCAUUCUGCGUUUCCCCCUAGAAGACUAUCAACCCACGCAAGUCAGCAACCAAGCGCAAGGUGCACAGCUACUGUGGGCAGUGGAUCCGACGUCAUCACAACGUUGCCAUGUUUUUGUAGGAUUAUCUAUCUUGACGAGAUGGAAACGAAAUCAUCGCCGCUUUCGGUAUAUAGGGCGACACGCGGUGUCUACUCUUCCACACGUUCAGAAUCUUGUACUACUACUACUAAGCGUUGAGCGCCCAGCUAUCGAUGCCAAAUUUUACACGCGGAUGCGGGCCGCCGCUGUUCUUGUUGACAUGCGCAUCGCUCCUUAUCUCCAGCAUCGUUUUCAUAUUUUCCAUGCUGCAUCUGGGGUAUGACUCGUUCUUCACGAUCCCAGCGGUCUAUGGGGUUACCCUCGCGUAUCAUGCGACGAUCCUUACUUUGGAGUAUCGUAAUAGCGCCCGCUUAGACCCUGCGUCGUCGACGACGAUGGGGAGUAUUGUGUGUGGGGCGGUGGUAGGGGCGAUGUGGUUGGGAGCCUUCACGACCGUUCUGUUGGUGACGGUCUUGCUUGGGACCAGGGCUAUUGAGGAGGAAACACAGGAGUUAUGGAUCCUUGUUGUACAGUGUGUUAUUGCGCCGGUGGAAGUAGCUGUCUUGCUAGCGCUUGUCUUUAGGAGCGUGCAGGAGAGACAGCAGGGGUCGUCGGAGAGUUGGAGGAAAGUUGAAGAAUGUUGAUAUUUCUUCCCAAGAAAAUAAGUAUACCGAUUCUUGUACAUUUACUUCAUUCGUUACACAUCACCGACUGGAUACCUUUCCACAGAAUACCCUUCAGUUCAAUGUCCAGGUACUAUAGAUUACAUGGGUGACGGCAGUGUCCACACAGUGAACGCCGGUUCCAGACAUUACGUACACUGAGUAAUGGCGAUCUAUACAAUGACCUACAUAACCAC
This is a messenger RNA of Guyanagaster necrorhizus, 990 nucleotides long. RefSeq lists its product as uncharacterized. The coding region runs from base 305 to 775 and encodes 156 amino acids. The record is from RefSeq and is a predicted model, not a curated record. The transcript is spliced from 2 exons. NCBI's taxonomy places the organism in Eukaryota, Fungi, Basidiomycota, Agaricomycetes, Agaricales, Physalacriaceae.